Peronospora belbahrii is the source of this 555-nucleotide messenger RNA. The record is from the annotation of a GenBank genome assembly. NCBI's taxonomy places the organism in Eukaryota, Oomycota, Peronosporomycetes, Peronosporales, Peronosporaceae.
AUGCCGAUGUCUUUCCGGAAACAAUUCCUGCUGAGAUCACAGCUGAUCGUGGAUCAUCGCAUUGAUGAAUUCUUUGAGGGACGCCGUCAAGCAGGCCAUGUUCGGGACAGUGUCUCUCCACAUUCGAAACAUACUUUCUGUGUGAAGAAAGCCACCGGCGGUUGGCGCAUUGCACAUGCUUUUAACAAGCUUAAUGAAGCCACGAUCCCGGCUCAAACGCCAAUUCCGCGCAAAGUUAUGGUAUUGGAUACUAUGUCCGGUUUUGUGCCUCAAGGCCAUACGAACGCUCCAGAAACGUUCAAGCGGAUGGUGACACAACUACUCCGCCCGCUUCACGAUUUUGCACCAAGCUACUUCGACAACAUCUUUGUACACAGACGAGCUGAGCAACAACUUAGCGCCACGGAGGUUCACAUUCGGCACUUGAAACAGGUGUUUCAAGUGAUGCGUGAGAUCAAAUUAUAUGCCAAAUUGGAGAAGCGUGUUUUCUGUGAUCCCGAGAUUCCAGUACUCGGUUGUUAUGUCAGCGAGGAAGGUGUCCGCGCUGACAUCUAG